AUGCAAGAGGCAGAAGAAACUUUCUCCACCACAAAUUCGAAUUCGGCCGCCCUCUUUGGUUCUGGCGGCGGAUCCAGAAACUUGCUUCUGGUUCUGGAAGAAGAACACUUCGUCAGCCCUCUUCUGACUCCAACGGCGACCUCUGGUUCUGGCGGCGGAUCCAACGGCGCCGCGCCUCGCCCCGCCGAGCCUCGUCGCGCCCAGCCGCACCUCGCCGCGCCCCGCCGCGCCCAGCCGCACCUCGCCGCGCCCCGCCGCACCCUGCCGCGCCCCGCCGCUCCUCGCCUGCAGAUCUGUUUUCCAUGGAGUUCUGUUUCCAUGGAGAAAGAAGGUGAGAGUUUGAGAGAAGAAGAAGGAAGGAGAGAGGAGAGAUGUGUGGUGCAGAGGAGGAAAGGGGAGAGGAUGAGAUAA
Messenger RNA from Linum trigynum, 411 nucleotides. The record is from the annotation of a GenBank genome assembly. Lineage: Eukaryota; Viridiplantae; Streptophyta; Magnoliopsida; Malpighiales; Linaceae.